UUCAUUUGGGAAUUUGUUUGCAGAAUUGUAACAGAUUAAUUCUAUAUGUUUUAUGAUACGAAAUAAUAAUAAUUUAAAAAGGAAAAAACAAAAAGAGAAAAAGAAAAGAAAAGGGGAGAAAUUAGUUUGAGAGUUAUUUCACUUAUUUGGCAAUAAGCAGGGGAUUAGUGGGCAAGAGACUGAGUGACAAAGAGCAAGAAGAGUGAGAGCAUCGAGCAUCAGCGAUGAAGGCUUCAACUUCAGGUUGGUGCCUUGGCCCUACAACUGCAUCGCAUCCUGGCUUCUCACGAAAUGGAUGCUCCUUCCUUGGCGCUUCUUCUUAUGCUGCUUCGGUCUUGGUGCACCGCAACAGAGGCAUAAGUUGCUCUUUCCAGAAGGACAGCUCCGUCAAAGUGCUCCGGCGAAUCCUGGAGAGCCCUGGGGUCCACCAGGGCCCCGCUUGUUUUGAUGCUCUGAGUGCCAAGCUCGUUCAAGACGCCGGCUUCUCCUUUUGCUUCACCAGCGGUUUCUCAAUAUCAGCUGCUAGGUUGGGGUUGCCGGACACUGGCCUCAUCUCUUAUGGAGAAAUGGUGGAUCAGGGCCGGCUAAUUAGCCAAGCUGUCUCCAUUCCUGUGAUCGGGGAUGCCGAUAAUGGCUAUGGCAAUCCCAUGAAUGUCAAGAGGACUCUCAAGGGAUACAUUUCAGCUGGUUUAGCAGGAAUCAUUCUUGAAGAUCAGGUAUCUCCAAAAGCAUGUGGCCACACAAGAGGAAGGAAAGUGGUCUCCAGAGAAGAGGCGGUCAUGCGAAUUAAAGCAGCCGUCGAUGCCAGAAGAGAGAGUGGCUCUGAUAUUGUCAUUGUGGCGCGCACAGACUCUCGCCAAGCACUCUCCAUGGAUGAAGCACUCACCAGGGCUAGGGCUUUUGGAGAUGCUGGCGCCGAUGUUCUUUUUAUUGAUGCACUCACUUCAAAAGAAGAGAUGAUGGCUUUUUGUCAAGUUUCUCCCCUCAUUCCGAAAAUGAGCAAUAUGCUUGAAGGAGGAGGCAAAACACCAAUACUCACUCCUCUGGAACUAGAAGAAAUCGGUUUCAAACUUGUUGCUUAUCCCCUUUCCUUGAUUGGGGUUUCUAUACGAGCAAUGCAGGAUUCACUUGCUGCAAUUAGAGGAGGCCGUAUUCCUCCUCCUGGAAGCAUGCCAUCUUUUGAAGAAAUUCAGGAUAUCUUAGGUUUCAACACUUAUUAUGAAGAAGAGAAGCGUUAUGCUACAAGCACAUUUUCAAAGAGAGAUAGCGGUAGCCUAUACAGUAUACAACGGAGAGAUCAAUAUGAUACAGAGCAAACAAGUCAGAGUCCCAAAGAUCCCAUUGUAGAAGUUAUAACUCCUGAAGUGUACAAUAAAUAUGGCGGAGAUGGUUCAAGGGACCCUUUUUCUGGGAUCUGGUCUCGAACUCUAAGAGUCAAAAUAACUGGCAGGGAUGGAUUUGAAAAACUUGAUCUCAGGAUACCUGCUGGAUUUCUGGACGGACUCACAAACAUAGUUCCUGCUUUGGGUGGUGUAAACAUUAAAGAAUUGUUGGACGAUGCUGCAGAGGAAAUCGGGGGGAAAAAGCUGUUAGAUUUUAAUGACAGGAUGGGUGACAGGAUUCAAGUAUUUCUGGAGUGAUUGAACGUUGCCUAGUCUCUCAUUCUCAUAUCUGUGCUAUUCUAGUUGCGUUCUUCGGUUCUUCCUUGGAUUUCCUAUAAAAGCUGUUUAAACAGGAUAACGGAGAUUAGAGGAAGGAAAACUAAAGCAAGGAGGUACCAUUGCAUGCAUGGGUCUAUUAUCCAAAUGUACUACUCACAAUAGUCAAUAGUGUAGCCAUAAAGUGGAAAUCAAUCAAAACUUACUUUAUAUUUCGUUAUAUCCGAGAACAUUUGUUCAAUCAUAAAUAUGCUUGCUUUGGCAAUUCGUACAACAGUCAACACUGAUUGAGAAAAAUAUUAGAUAGUCCUUAUUUUUGCA
Molecule: messenger RNA, 1979 nt
Organism: Arachis ipaensis
Lineage: Eukaryota; Viridiplantae; Streptophyta; Magnoliopsida; Fabales; Fabaceae
Molecular function (GO): catalytic activity
Source: RefSeq, a predicted model, not a curated record